Molecule: messenger RNA, 1013 nt
Organism: Odobenus rosmarus divergens (Pacific walrus)
Lineage: Eukaryota; Metazoa; Chordata; Mammalia; Carnivora; Odobenidae
Gene: SFXN4
Product: sideroflexin 4
Exons: 14
Coding region: 78-1013 (311 amino acids)
Biological process (GO): mitochondrial transmembrane transport; monoatomic ion transport
Cellular component (GO): mitochondrial inner membrane
Molecular function (GO): monoatomic ion transmembrane transporter activity
Source: RefSeq, a predicted model, not a curated record
AUCCCAGGAAGCAGCGCGGGAAGAGGAGGAAGCGCGGGGGCCCGGCGGCUCCCUGGGUGCAGCGGCACGGCUCCCGCAUGGAGCCCAACGUGCGCUUCUGGAUCACCGAACGUCAAUCUUUUAUUCAGAGAUUUCUUCAGUGGACAGAAUUGUUGGAUCCUACAAAUUUGGUCGUUUCAAUUGAAAAAAUAGAAAAAUCAAGGCAGCUAUUGUUAACAAAUGAAGAUGCAUCUGUACGUGACUUGGAGGACCAAAGGGUAAAAGAUGCUUGGAAGAGAAGUCUCUCAACAGUUCAUCCUGACAACAGCAAACUGAUCCCUGUUCCUUUUCGACCUGCAGCUCUCCUACCUUUCACGGCGCCCAUGAUAUUUUUCUCGAUGCUGUCAGUAAAAAGUCUGAAGUCCCUGAUUUUACCUCAGAUUUCCUUCUAUACCUACACUACAGCGUUCAACAUUGUCAAUGGAAACGCAAGUUAUAAUCGUCGCCUACAUGAGAGUGUGUUACUAGGGACAGGAGUGAUUGCCUCUUCCUCCUUUUUUGGAUUAUUCCCUCGUUUGCUCCAGAUGCGGCUGAAUCACGUUCUGUUGAAAAAAGCCCUUCCCGUCGUCAUUCUCACCCACAUCAGUGCAAUGAAUGUUGUCGCAGCCCGAAGUCUUGAGCCCAUUCGAGGCAUUGAAGUCAUGGAUAAGGAAGGCAAUGUCAUGGGCUAUUCCAGAAAAGCCGGGACAAAGGCCGUUAAAGAUACAGCAACAUCCAGAGUAGUGCUGUUUGGGACCUCAGCUUUCAUCCCUGAAGUCUUCUCGCACUUUUUUGUAAGGACCCAGUUUUUCCGGCAACACCCGUGGUCAUUAUGGACCUUCAAGCUGUCUUGUACCGUCUUAGUAAUGGGACUGAUGGUGCCGGUUUCUUUUAGUAUGUUCCCACAAAUUGAACGGAUACAGUGCAGUGAACUUGAAAAGGAAAUUCAGUCCUCAACAGAAGAAACAGAACUCUUCUAUAACAGAGGGGUGUAG